AUGGAGAACACCACAAACAGUAUAUCAUACAACUUUACCAUGGAGACCACGGGCACCCAACUUCUCGUUGUUAGGUCUCUCUCAGUUGCCAUAGCAACGUUGGGAACCAUUUGCAACACCAUCAUGAUCUCUGCUAUAAUAUACGGCAAACUGUACAGAUAUUCUAUUUAUGUGAAAAUUCUAAACCUACUUGUUUGUAACCUCAUCCACUGUGCCAUCUUUCUACCACUGAUCGCUGUGCAAGCAUUUACAGGACUAUGGACGAAUCAAAGUGUCGUCUGCAACUUAAUUUCUUACGGACUUUUCUGCAAUCUUGGAACGGAGUUAUUUGGGUACGUCUGCAUUUCACUGAACAGAUAUUUCUGCAUUUUAAAUCAGAACUUUUACAUUAAACUGUAUGGAAGCACCCGUCUGCUUGUGAUAGAAUGGAUUAUAUCGUGGUCAAUCUAUCCAGUGAUACUCGCCUUCCCGCUAUUUGGAAUAUUCAGUCAUUACGAAUACGUUCCACAGAAACUCGUCUGCCACCCUUUUCUUGGAAAAGACUGUACAGGAUAUUGUCUGUUUGUAUUCCUUUUCGCUAUCUUAUCAACAGUUCCAGUCAUCGGAUUUUGUUAUUUUCGAAUAAUCAUAGUGUACGUGAAACUACAACUGAAAAUUUCUGCGAGUCGUGAUUCUUCUAAAAAUAGUUCCCAGAAUUCCUUUGACAAGUCAAGUAAACAUGGAAGCAAACAUAUGACCCUCCGGAAAAAAUCUGAACUGAAGAUGGCAUUCACAAUAUUGGCGAUAAUUCUAUUCUUUGGCACAUGUCGUCUGCCAUUUAUUGGCUUAUACAUGUACGACCCGUCCAUGUUAAAAGUAGAUCCACUGAUUCAUACGCUGGUGAUAUACAUUGGAUCUAACCUUAACUGGAUAAAUCCUAUCAUAUAUGCUCUUACAAAUACACAAAUCAGGAAUUCUUUACAAAGAAUGGUGUCGUCAUGGAAACAUACUGUCUGCAAAUAAUCUCUUAAAUACAUUUAUACAAUUUUUUGUCCAAAAUAGCUGAGUACAUUAAAAGCUCUGCUGAAUAACUGACAGACAGCUGCAGAAGUCUAAGUAUUUUUUUGAAAACUUAAGUUUAUUUCUUUGAUUCAAAACUUGAAAAAAAAAAUCACUAUGUUGUUACCCAGCAGGAGUUGCCAGUAAAUGUAUCAAUCAAACAGUAUUUUUUCUAAAACAAGCUCAAA
Messenger RNA from Mercenaria mercenaria, 1226 nucleotides. RefSeq names its product somatostatin receptor type 1-like. Lineage: Eukaryota; Metazoa; Mollusca; Bivalvia; Venerida; Veneridae. Gene Ontology annotation, cellular component: membrane. Gene Ontology annotation, biological process: G protein-coupled receptor signaling pathway. Gene Ontology annotation, molecular function: G protein-coupled receptor activity. The record is from RefSeq and is a predicted model, not a curated record. The transcript has a single exon. The coding region runs from base 1 to 1002 and encodes 333 amino acids.